UGCUGCUCUCCACAACAAAACAAUAUCCAGCUUAUUUCAAAAUAAACUCCACAGCAAGAGCAAAAUGAAAAAUCCAAUCGCAAUUUUUGGAAUAUUACUUGUUACUUAUUUUCAAGCCAUGUCUACAAAUAAGGAAGCUGAGGAAUCUUGCGAGCCUAUGAGCUCAAAGCUCAGCUCUCUACGGAAAAGUGUGGCUACCUUGGGCAAACUGGUUGAGACCUUCAUUUGCAACUUUGAAACAACACAGGUUGCAACAAGUACCGAAAAAUCAAUAAAUCAAGUGGCAAGCAGUGCAGCUGGGCAAUUAAUCUCAACAGAUGCAUGCAGUUCAGAUUUUGAGCCUGCGUUGGACAAAAGCAAUAAGUUGGUGGUGUGCAACAUUCGAUUAGAGGACUUUAGGCAGAGCAGUACGUUUUCUCUAAACAACCUCGAUUUCAAGCUAUGUACACACGUUUUGCUUUCUGGAUUCUUCAAGGUUAACUCUGAAACUGUUGAAUUCACUGAAAACAAAUUAGAUACGAUGAACCUUUCAACUAUCGCUGGCACGCUGAAAUCAAGCAAUAUCAAAGUAUGGCUCAGUAUCGGUGCAGAUGGAACUUUAGAGCCGGAAGAAUAUUCAAAUUUUACAAAAUCUGAAAAAUUGCGUUCCAAGUUCGUGGAAAAUGUAAUGGCUAUUGUUAACAAUUUCGCACUAGAUGGCUUUAGCCCGAGGUGGCGAUAUCCAGCUUGCCCAUACGAGAAUUGCUACAAGUUCAGGAAAGGUGAUACACAGAACUUCGAAUUAUUAAUGAACAGUUUAUCCAAAAAUCUGAGGCCAAAGGCACUGUCACUCGUUGUCUACACAACGAAGUCUUUUAUGUACAAAACCAUGUUCGACUUGGCAUCUUUAAAUAAGUUUACCGAUUACUGGUUGAUUGUUUGCUAUAAUGUAGAAGGAAAUUGGGCUAAACAAGCCUCCAUCGCAACUUCUGUUGAUUUUUUCGAGAGGUGUCUAAAUGGCUAUUUAGCGCAAAUUCCAAAGGAAAACACGAUAUUGGGCGUCACAGCGUUUAACAAUCCUGCAAAAUUAGUUAACGCUAAAGCAAAUAAACUGGGAUCCGGAAUAAAGAAAGACGUGGCAGGGAAUCCAUCGCUAAGCACGUUUCGAAAUUUAUGCACUGAGAUCAGCAAAGGAGCCGGAUUAUUAGUUUACAACGAGUCUAACGUAAUUAACACUUACUGGACACAAGGUUUGGACUGGGUUUCCUUUGAGAGCACAUCUACAGUUCGGAGAAAAAUGGCUACAGUAACAAAAUUAAAUCUAGGAGGGGCAUUUCUCGAACAUAUUCCUGACGAUGAUUUUGACGGAGUGUCGUGCAAAUGCGGUAAGUACCCGAUUUUGCGUACGAUAAAUGAAGCUGUCCGAGGUCAAGGCCUUUGUUUUGUUCCAUCUUGUCCAACAUCUAAGCCAUAAAAUGUCAACUUGAACCAAAUUUAAAUCAGUUGAAAAUUUGUAAAGACUUUUUUGCGUUGCCGUUUGUUAUAUUAAAUUAAUUAAGUUCAUGUACACGUUGCAGCGUUCUUAGAAAAAUUUUAAGUAAAAAAUAGCAAAAUGUGUUCUUUGAAAUAUAUUGAAAUUAAAAAAGACAAAUGUUUUAAUGAGGAGUAAAUUACCUACUAAUAAUCGACCAAUAAUCCCUGCAAAUAAACAGAUAGCAGUGCCUCUCAAGGUCUUGAGCCCAUCACCUGCUGUCCUGUAUUGUUAGGCCGCGAUGUUAUUUUGGCGCACAUGUAUUGUUUGCUUUAAUCCUUCUCAACUUUGACAAAAUGUGAGAGUAAACAACAAUAAAUAAACUUAAGGUUUCCGGACGAAUCCUGCAGUUCAGUAAGAACAUUGUUUGCUCUGUGAUUUUAAUUAGUUGCCGAAUUCUGGUCCAUAUUUCGAACAGGAAACACGUUCUGGGAAGGGCAGGAUGCACGGUUUGAAUUCCAGCAGAGAACAAACUGUAAAAUUGAGAAUCACUCACUACACAGGCCACAGAGUGUGCAUACAGGCUCCAUUAUGCGGUUCAAAAUUGCUAUUUCGUUGUGGGCAGCGGUCUUUCUUGCAUUAGUUGCAAUCGCAUCAUGUAAAAAUGUAUAACACAAAUUAUAGAUAAGUAAAUCCCCUUGCAAUUAUUUUAUAAACAACUAGUGCAUUGCAGGAGAGCGAAAAGCAGGCUUGAAAAAAAGGAUAGUCAUGCUUGUAAAGCUUGUGGACAAAAUUUUAUGUGAUCACGGGGACCUAUAUAGCGAUUGUUUCACGAGGAAAACAUCAGGGAAAGAAUACGUUGGUGAUGCUGAAAGAGAAAAAACCAAGGAAAGCGAGGCAAAGGUAGACCUUCUUCCUGAAUAUCAUGAUAACUGCAGUAGUCAGGGAGCAGAAAACAAGACUUUAAACUGCUGGAUCCGAAGCAUUGAUUUUAAUGAGAAAUUCACGUACAAAGAUAUCAAUGUUGACCUAUGCACACACGCCACGUUGUUUCACUUCUUUCGACUUGGAAAUGACUUGAGUCUGCAGAUUCAAGAAAACAUGGAAAAAAGAUUUGAGAAUUUUCAGCCGCUGGUGAAGAUGUUCCAAACUAAAUACAAGCCGGUAGUAUUAGCAGUUGGUUUGGAUGAAGAUGGGUUGCCACCAGGAAAAUUUAGCGCAAUCGCAUCAAAGGAAGGAUCCAGAAGUCUUUUUGUGAACUCGGUUAUGCAAGUGAUAGAAAAAUAUGACCUGGACGGACUCUUACUCAAUUGGCAAUACCCGGUUUUUUGGGAGGAUAACAUACUUGGGAAAAGUUCUGCAUAUGAUGGCGUUAACUAUGUUCAGCUAAUGAGGAUGUUCUCUGAGAAAUUGAAAUCGAAGAAAAGAAUUUUGCAAGGAUUCUCCACUGCUAACUUAGCAUUUUCUAUGUUCUUCGACUUCAGAAAAUUGAACAGCUUAGUUGACCACUGGUUCCUUCCAUUCUAUCACUUUGAAGGUCCUACUUCAACGACUACAGCAAUAUCAUCUCCAUACAACCGCGCAGAAUCAAUGGUCUCAAAGCAUAUAGGUGUUAUUUCACCAGAUAAACUUUUACUUGGAAUACCGACAUUUUACAAGCCUGUUGUUGUCGACCCAAAAGCCAAGCGUGUUCGUCUUGGCACCCCUCUGAAGAAUUUGCCAACAAAUCAGCGAUUAUCUACGUUUCGAUCGCUUUGUGAGGAGGCUGCUAAAGGUGGAAUGACUGUUGUUCACAAUGAAAAUAACGUUGUGAAUUCAUACGCAUUUGUGAAAAAUGAUUGGGUGUCUUAUGAUUCAUCCAUCUGCGCGAUCAACAAAGUGAGGAUUGUACACGACAACAAUUUGGCUGGAGUAUAUGUUCCUUUCGUCACUGUUGAUGACUACGAUGGCAAAGCUUGCAACUGUGGAAACUUUCAUAUCCUGAGAUCGAUAAAAAAUGCUCUGAUGGGAUCUGUGUGUAUGGUCAAAACAUGUCCUUAAUGAAAAUCAUUCGAUUAAAAUUUCCAUUAUUUAUGAAACCAGUGGUUUUUCGAAAUGCACUGCAAGUAUUUUCUUCGUUGCGUUCUUAUGAUUUUUUAUUUAUUGUCACCAAAUUUAACUAUAUUGUAUAAUUUUUAAAUAUUUGCUUUUGUGCGUAACAUUUUUGAGAGAAGCAUGAAAAUAAAAAAAGCUCAAAAUUAAGUCCCUAUUCGAUGAAUCAAAUAAUUGUUAUAAACUAAAUCUUCUUUCUGUUACAUAAGUUGUACAAUCUCAGGAAAGGUGGAAACCAGCGAGAAGCAAUUAUAAGUUGCCGGAGUUGCUUUUUCGCUCAUGAGCUCAACGUGCAAUGGCUAACAAGGAUACUCUGGGGAAGCGGCGAUUUUGUUUUUAGAAAAAUAGUUUAAUUUGUGACUCGUGAUUUGAAUC
Cloeon dipterum is the source of this 3916-nucleotide messenger RNA. RefSeq names its product probable chitinase 10. The record is from RefSeq and is a predicted model, not a curated record. The coding region runs from base 2219 to 3490 and encodes 423 amino acids. Gene Ontology annotation, molecular function: chitinase activity; chitin binding. The transcript is spliced from 18 exons. NCBI's taxonomy places the organism in Eukaryota, Metazoa, Arthropoda, Insecta, Ephemeroptera, Baetidae. Gene Ontology annotation, biological process: chitin catabolic process; carbohydrate metabolic process. Gene Ontology annotation, cellular component: extracellular region.